GAAGCAAGGCCUAGCCAAAUUGCGCUCGUCAGAUGGCCUCUGCUUUUCUCCACGAAAAAAAGAAAGAAGCAGAGGAUGGCUAGAUUAGUACCACUCGACGCGAAAGGGGGCGCCAAGAUAAUAUAUAAACCCCCAGGCACCUCAUUGACGAAGGGAAAGACAUCAUCCAGCACAAACUAAUCAUCAAGACCUGCAUCGACAAUCUUCACCUUGAAUCAAGACUUCGCCUGUCCAAUUACAACCACCAACACAAGCCACAAUGCAGACCUUCACCUUCCUCACCGUUGCCGUCGCGGCUCUUCUCCAGGGCGCCGUCGCCGUCCCGGCUCCCGAGGUAACGCCCUCGCCCACCUCUCUCCCGGGCCACUACGAAUGCACGUCCAUCGCCACCGUCACCACCACGACGCGCCCCCAUUUCGUCUGUGACAUCGUGUGCCCCACGCCCAAGAGCACCUGCCAGCCCGGCGAGCCGACCCUGAAGCCCGUCACCAGCUUCACCACCACGCCGCUGCCCGGCUGCACCGUCUCCGUCGUGGACCAGAUGCCCGGCUGCGGCUGCGCUUCUUGCCUGGCCCCGCAACCGACUGCUUAAAUCUGAGGCUAUUGGUGUGGCUUAC
Molecule: messenger RNA, 617 nt
Organism: Annulohypoxylon truncatum
Lineage: Eukaryota; Fungi; Ascomycota; Sordariomycetes; Xylariales; Hypoxylaceae
Exons: 2
Coding region: 260-592 (110 amino acids)
Source: RefSeq, a predicted model, not a curated record